Molecule: messenger RNA, 2525 nt
Organism: Oncorhynchus tshawytscha (Chinook salmon)
Lineage: Eukaryota; Metazoa; Chordata; Actinopteri; Salmoniformes; Salmonidae
Product: nuclear cap-binding protein subunit 1
Exons: 22
Coding region: 107-2497 (796 amino acids)
Biological process (GO): nuclear-transcribed mRNA catabolic process, nonsense-mediated decay; mRNA export from nucleus; regulation of mRNA processing
Cellular component (GO): nuclear cap binding complex; nucleus
Molecular function (GO): RNA cap binding; protein binding; mRNA binding
Source: RefSeq, a predicted model, not a curated record
AAAAAAUCAAAUCUUUAUAACUUGGUUUCUUAUUUCGAAAAAAUAUUGUUGCCAUAUUCAAAAAGAAGCAGCACACAAUUGUUAAUCCAACGGUGUCAUCAAUAAAAUGUCGAGAAGACGGCACAGUGACGGAGAUGAUGGAGGCCAAUCUCACAAAAGAAGGAGAACGUCUGAGCCCAUUGAGAUUGAGGAUCGCCUGGAAUCACUGAUAUGUCGAGUGGGAGAAAAGAGUACCUCUUCCCUGGAAAGCAAUUUGGAAGGUCUUGCAGGUGUCUUGGAAGCCGACCUCCCCAAUUACAAAAACAAAAUCCUCCGCAUUUUGUGUGCUGUGGCUCGACUUCUACCCGAGAAGCUGACAGUGUACACAACAUUAGUGGGCCUUCUCAAUGCCAGGAACUACAACUUUGGCGGGGAGUUUGUGGAGGCCAUGAUCCGACAACUCAAAGAAACCUUGAAGGCCAACCUGUACACCGAAGCGCUUUACCUAGUGCGCUUCCUCUGUGACCUGGUGAACUGCCACGUGAUCGCUGCCCCCUCCAUGGUGGCCAUGUUUGAGAACUUUGUUAGUGUCACUCAGGAGGAAGAUGUGCCACAGGUGCGCUCGGACUGGUUUGUCUAUGUUGUACUCUCCAGUCUCCCCUGGGUUGGGAAGGAACUCUAUGAGAAGAAGGACGUGGAGAUGGACAGGCUCCUAAACCAGAUUGACGGUUACCUCAAGAGGCGACUGAAGACUCAUGUCCCCAUGCUUCAGGUUUGGACAGCAGAGAAGCCACACCCACAAGAGGAGUACCUGGACUGCCUGUGGGCUCAGAUCCAGAAGCUGAAGAAGGACCGCUGGCAGGAGCGCCACAUCCUGCGUCCGUACAUUGCCUUUGACAGCGUGCUGUGUGAGGCCCUGCAGCACAACCUGCCACCCUUCACCCCACCUGCCCACAUGCCCGACUGCCAGUACCCCAUGCCUCGCGUCAUCUUCCGCAUGUUCGACUACACCGAUGCCCCCGAGGGUCCCGUCAUGCCAGGCAGCCACUCUGUGGAGAGGUUUGUGAUUGAGGAUAACCUUCACAACAUCAUCAAGUCCCACUGGAAAGAGAGGAAGACCUGUGCUGCGCAGUUGCUCAGCUAUCCAGGGAAAAACAAGAUCCCACUCAACUAUCACAUUGUGGAGGUGAUCUUUGGAGAGCUCUUCCAGCUGCCCUGUCCCCCCCACAUCGACGUUAUGUACACCACACUGCUCAUCGAGCUCUGCAAGCUGCAGCCAGGCUCCCUGCCUCAAGUUUUGGCGCAAGCCACAGAGAUGAUGUACAUGAGACUGGACACUAUGAACACUACUUGCAUAGACCGACUCCUCAACUGGUUCUCCCACCAUUUGAGCAACUUUCAGUUCCGAUGGAGCUGGGACGACUGGACGGACUGUUUAGCGCUGGAUGCAGACAAGCCCAAGCCCAAGUUUGUCAAGGAGGUUCUGGAGAAAUGCAUGAGGCUCUCCUAUCAUCAGCGGAUAGUGGACAUCGUCCCGCCCACUUUCUCAGCCCUCAUCCCAGCCGACCCCAUCUUCUUUUACAAAUACCAAGAUGAGGCCAACAGUGCGCUGCCAGGCUAUGCCGUGGCCAUAACGGUGGGCAACGCCAUCAAGAACCGGGCCUCCAACGAGGAGAUCCUCACCGUGCUCAAAGACGUGCCAAACCCCAACCAGGAAGAUGACGAUGAUGAGGGUGAGGGCUUCAACCCCCUAAAGAUAGAGGUGUUCCUGCAGACACUCCUCCAUCUUGCUGCCAAGUCCUUCAGCCACUCCUUCAGUGCCCUGGCCAAGUUCCAUGAGAUUCUGAAGGUCCUGACGGACUGUGACGAGGGCAAGCUGCACAUCCUCCGGGUGGUCUACGAGGUCUGGCGGAACCACCCACAAAUGAUCUCUGUGCUGGUGGACAAGUUGAUCCGUACACAGAUUGUGGAUUGUGCAGCUGUAGCCAACUGGCUCUUCUCCCCAAACAUGGCUCAUGAAUUUACCAGGUUUUACGUGUGGGAGAUUCUGCACUCCACCAUCCGUAAGAUGAACAAACACGUCCAGAAGAUUCAGAAAGAGCUGGAGGAGGCCAAGGAUAAGCUGGAGAGGCAACAGCAUAAGAAGCAGAAGGACAGUGGCGAUGAGGAGGACAUGGAGAAGAACAGUGAGGAUGAGGACGGUCAGCUGGAGGAGCAGAUCGAGCGUCUGCAGGAGAAGGUGGAGUCGGCCCAGAGUGAGCAGAAGAACCUCUUCCUAGUCAUCUUCCAGCGCUUCAUCAUGAUGCUGACGGAGCACCUGGUGCGCUGCGAGACAGGCAGUGUGGACUUCAGCACGCCCUGGUACAAGAACUGCAUCGAGAGGCUGCAGCAGAUCUUCCUUAUGCAUCAUGUGACCAUCCAGCAGUACAUGGGGACCCUGGAGAACCUGCUGUUCACCGCCGAGCUUGACCACCACAUCCUAGCUGUUUACCAGCAGUUCUGUGCCCUGCAGCUCUGAGACCCUGCACACACACCAUUACUUUACA